GUAAUGGUGUGGUAUUAAAUUCUAAUUAGAGAUGCAGGAAUCAAUGAUAGGGAGGUUGGACAGCUCAGUUCCCCAGUGCCAGCCCAAUAGACGGAUGAGUUAUUGUCAUGUAAAAAGCGCCAGCAAUAAGACCAACCGCUUUGCUAUUGUCCAAGUGGAAAGAGCCAAGUUUAUUAUGAGGACUAUAUGCUCUAGAGACCUCAGACAAGGCAUCUCAUAGGAGGCUUUUUCAUAAAACUAGGCUCUGCUGGUAGUAAGGAGGCCAGUUUGGAGGCAGGCGUUGAGCUGUGCACAUCUCCCCACUCCAGCCACCUUCUCCAUACCCAUCUUUUAUUUCAUUUUUCCACUUGGCUGAGCCAUCCAGAGCCUUUUCAAUGUAUAAAAUGGAAUAUUCUUACCUCAAUUCCUCUGCCUACGAGUCCUGUAUGGCUGGGAUGGACACCUCGAGCCUGGCUUCAGCCUAUGCUGACUUCAGUUCCUGCAGCCAGGCCAGUGGCUUCCAGUAUAACCCGAUAAGGACCACUUUUGGGGCCACGUCCGGCUGCCCGUCCCUCACGCCGGGAUCCUGCAGCCUCGGCACCCUCAGGGACCACCAGAGCAGUCCGUACGCCGCAGUUCCUUACAAACUCUUCACCGACCACGGCGGCCUCAACGAAAAGCGCAAGCAGCGGCGCAUCCGCACCACUUUCACUAGCGCGCAGCUCAAAGAGCUGGAGAGGGUCUUCGCAGAGACGCACUACCCUGACAUCUACACCCGGGAGGAGCUGGCUCUGAAGAUCGACCUCACCGAGGCGCGAGUCCAGGUGUGGUUCCAGAACCGCCGCGCCAAGUUCCGCAAGCAGGAGCGGGCAGCAGCGGCCGCCGCGGCCGCGGCCAAGAACGGCUCUUCGGGAAAGAAGUCCGAUUCGUCCCGGGACGACGAGAGCAAAGAGGCCAAGAGUACCGACCCGGACAGCACUGGGGGCCCCGGCCCCAACCCCAACCCCACUCCCAGCUGCGGGGCGAGUGGAGGCGGCGGCGGCGGGCCCAGCCCGGCAGGAGCCCCGGGGGCUGCGGGGCCCGGGGGCCCGGGAGGUGAACCCGGCAAGGGAGGCGCGGCGGCGGCGGCGGCGGCUGCGGCGGCGGCUGCUGCGGCUGCGGCGGCGGCAGCGGCCGGGGGUCUGGCUGCAGCCGGGGGCCCUGGACAAGGCUGGGCUCCCGGCCCCGGGCCCAUCACCUCCAUCCCGGAUUCUCUCGGGGGCCCCUUCGCCAGUGUCCUAUCUUCGCUCCAAAGACCCAACGGUGCCAAAGCCGCCUUAGUGAAGAGCAGUAUGUUCUGAUCUGCGAUCCUGCGGCAGCGGCAGCGGCGGCGGCGGCGGCGGCGGCGGCGGGCGAGCCGGGUCCGGGCGGGCGAGCGGGCGAGCGGGUAGGCCCAAGCCUAUUGUCGUUGCUGCUGCCGCGGCUUUUCACCGAGAACCCGAAGUUAUCGCGAUAAGAAUAAAGAGAAAAUGGCGCCCCCAUUUCAACCCCACUCCUCCCCCUAUCGUGAACCCCCAAACGAAACAAAACUCAAAACUUCCCUGGCUUGGCACCUGCCUCGGGGCCGCGCAGACCGGCCAGGGCUCAGCCUGCUGACCGGGGGGGUGUGUGCAGCGCGGCCCGGACUCGGGGGCACUCUCAGGGGGGCUGUGUCUGCGUGUCGGUAUAUGUCUGUCUCGGGGAAUGUGUGUCUGUGGCCCGAGCAGGUGACAGGGAGAGAUGGGGGGGGGGGGGCGCGCAACCGACUCAGCGACUUGUUUAGGAAAAGAAAAAAGUAAACAAUCCCCUCAACUUAAAAAAAAAAAAAUUUAGUAAGGCAGAGAUCACUUUAAAAACAAGCAAACAACCCGGAAAGGCUUUUAAAUCCAAGGGAAAACAAGUAAGGUGGGGAAGAAGAGAGGCUGAAACUAGCACCGUCUGAGGGCUCUAUCUUGUGAACCCCCAAAUUUGCGCCCUCCUGACAGCACAGACUCCCUUGGGGCUCCUCCUCAAGGGAAAGUAAGGGUGCCUUCCAGCCCCCCUUCCCCUCGUGUCCUUGGGUUCGGGUUGCUGAGGCGACGACUCGUGCAGACUGUCCCCGCGGCCAAGGUGACUUCCUCGCUCCCACCUGCCUGUCCCACCUCGCCAACACCAUCCUGCCAUUAGCGCAUCCGAACCCCACACAGUUGCAACUCCCAACCCCGAAUCUUUGCAGCCACUCAGCCCUGAAAGAUGCCCUAUACAUGAGAUGCCUUUUCAUCUGCAAACUCUGCGAACGGUCUCCUAUUUCGCAAUUCUUCCCUUUUUUUUUUUCUCUUCUGUCACACCCCUCCCACCGGCAUUUUCUUCUUCCACCAGCUUUUACCGAACUUUUUGGCACUGCUUUGGAUUAGAGUCAAUUGCAGUCCACGCAACUGGCUGCAGAGAAACCUACCGAGCAAAGAAAGGCGUGCACACAAGUUUGCAGAAGUGUCUCGGUUUGCAUUUCUGUUUGAUAGGAAAUGGACUCACAUCCUGUAUGGUGGAUGGACUGUAUAUUGAUGAUUCCAUUCUUCAAGCAGAUUAGACAUCUCUGUUGGAAUUUGUUUUUUGUUUUUGUUUUUGUUUUUAUUUUUAUUUUAAAAGGCACAAACUAUAGAUAUUAGUUGAAUGUUGAGGCUUUAACUUUUUCCGUGUCUUUCUACAACUGUGUUCUGUGACUCAAUUGUAUCGUGUUAAUAUCAGUACAGACCGUCUCCUCUACGUGACCGUAUAAUGUUUUUCUCUUCUUGUAGUCUCUAUGGCGUGUCUUUAUGGAGUAAUAAGGUUCUCACGGGUUCAAUUCCUUUGUGUUUAGAGAGACCAAGGUUCAGACAAUGGUAUAUAUUUUUGUUAUCAGGUGCAUGUCUGUCUGAUUUCUUUUUUCUUCUUGUUGGACUAUGUUUGUGAACAUAAGCGUCAUAAGUUAUGUUUCAGAUUUUCAAAUUUAUUUAUAUGUGUUAUAAUGAAUGCUUCUAUUUAAAAGGGAAAUAUUUCUACAUGUGCAUAUAGUUUUCCAAGAGUGUACCAUUAACUUGAUUGUUGAUAAUAAAAACAAAAAGCAAGUCUAGCAAUUGAA
This is a messenger RNA of Leopardus geoffroyi (Geoffroy's cat), 3094 nucleotides long. It is a transcript of the gene PHOX2B, whose product is annotated as paired like homeobox 2B. Gene Ontology annotation, molecular function: DNA-binding transcription factor activity, RNA polymerase II-specific; RNA polymerase II transcription regulatory region sequence-specific DNA binding. Gene Ontology annotation, biological process: regulation of transcription by RNA polymerase II. The transcript is spliced from 3 exons. The record is from RefSeq and is a predicted model, not a curated record. Bases 375 to 1319 code for a protein of 314 amino acids. Lineage: Eukaryota; Metazoa; Chordata; Mammalia; Carnivora; Felidae.